UGCUCCACUUAAAUAGGAAAAGAUUCCAAUUUAUACUUUCCUCUUAAUUAAAAAUUUGCAUGGGAACACUGUGACUGCUUAUUAAUUUUAAGCAGAAAUUAAGCAGAAAUUUGCACUUAACCAGUCGCAUGGGGACAUGGGGUAAGAGGUUAAGAAAAUUCCUGCGAUGAUGGUUUUGGGUUUUCGACUACACACUACUUAAGACCUGGUCUCAUCUAUAGGUCGCAGUAGGGCGCUCAGGUGUGUGUUUUCAGCUAGAGAAGCGGAGCAGCGGGCGCAGGAGAGCGACGAGGAAGAUCAAUGGCUCGUGGAUUGAAGAAACAUUUGAAGAGGCUCAAUGCCCCUAAGCAUUGGAUGCUCGACAAACUUGGUGGUGCUUUUGCACCCAAACCCUCAGCUGGUCCUCACAAGGGAAGAGAAUGCCUUCCUCUUGUGGUUCUUCUGAGGAAUAGGUUGAAAUAUGCCCUAACAUACCGUGAAGUUAUUGCUAUUGUAAUGCAACGCCUCAUUGCUGUUGAUGGAAAAGUCAGAACUGAUAAAUGCUACCCUGCAGGAUUCAUGGAUGUUGUGUCUAUUGCAAAGACGAAUGAGAACUUCAGGCUUCUCUAUGAUGCUAAAGGUCGUUUCCGCUUACAUUCAAUCAAGGAGGAGGAAGCAAAGUAUAAACUUUGCAAAGUUCGUGGAGUCCAGUUUGGUGAUAAGGGUAUCCCUUAUCUUAAUACUUAUGAUGGGCGUACCAUUAGGUACCCAGAUCCAUUAAUCAAGGCCAAUGAUACCAUCAAAAUUGAUCUGGAAACAUGCAAGAUCACAGAAUUUAUUAAGUUCGAUGUUGGUAAUGUUGUCAUGGUUACUGGAGGUCGUAAUAGAGGCCGUGUUGGAGUAAUUAAGAACAGGGAAAAGCAUAAGGGUAGCUUUGAGAUUAUUCAUGUUCAGGAUUCUGCUGGGCAUGAAUUUGCAACACGACAAGGUAAUGUGUUCACCAUUGGAAAGGGCACAAAGCCUUGGGUGUCUUUACCAAAGGGCAAAGGUGUCAAGCUGUCUAUCACUGAAGAGGCCAAGAAACGGAAUGCAGCUCAAACUGCUGCAGCUUAAUUUUGGGACCUGGAAAAUAUAAUUUUCUUUAAUGGUUACACUUUGGUGACUUAGUAUGAGAUCUAGAAUGUAGUGUAGUUCUAUGUUAAAUUUUGAGGCCUUUGCUGAAAAUCUGGCAUUUUACUUUUUCCAACAUUGGUUUAUAUUUUCUGUAAACAUGCCACAUAAACAAUUUUUCCAAAACGUGCCAUGGCUUUUGCAUAAAAAGAUGCGUGAAGAUUUUAUAA
Messenger RNA from Cryptomeria japonica (Japanese cedar), 1319 nucleotides. RefSeq names its product small ribosomal subunit protein eS4x. The transcript has 5 exons. Gene Ontology annotation, cellular component: cytosolic small ribosomal subunit; ribosome. The record is from RefSeq and is a predicted model, not a curated record. Gene Ontology annotation, molecular function: structural constituent of ribosome; RNA binding. Gene Ontology annotation, biological process: translation. Lineage: Eukaryota; Viridiplantae; Streptophyta; Pinopsida; Cupressales; Cupressaceae. Bases 301 to 1092 code for a protein of 263 amino acids.